CCCUUUUACUAUUCCAGAUAGCUAUUUGAAAGUAUAUAUACAAUUUUGAAUCCUGAGUUUUUCAAUUAGAAUUAUAUAAAAGGCAUUUUCAAUGUCAGAGAAAUCUCUUCACAAGCUUCACCUUAAUGACUGCAUAAUAUUCCAUAAUAUGAAUGUAUAAUUUACCUAAACCUCUAAUGUUGGCUAUUAAAAUUAUUUUCAUUAUUUUAUUAUGAUGUGAUAAACAGCUCUAUUUGUGAAUAUAUUUCUGAAAUUUAUAGUAUUUACAUAUACUCCUAGAAGUGAAUUUAAAAAUUGGGAUAAGGUAAGUUUUAGGGGUAGCAGAUGAUAUGACGCCUAGGAGACUCAAGAACUCAUAAUACUACUCUAGGCCCGGUCAUUCCUCCCUUUAGAGUUCUAUAAAGCAAACCAGAAAUAAUGGAAAAUGAGGUACCUCUUUUAUAAAUUGGGCUAGUCCCUAAUGCCCCUCAAGUUCAGAGCUCUGAUAAGACUGGACUGAGGUACAUGGCCUAGCCUAAAGUCCUUCAAGGGCCUCAACCUGCCCAACAGCUUAAAUUCACAUUUUAUCAUCAUAUUACUUUCUGCCUGACGAAACGCUACAAAAUAACAAAGUGAUGACAAGUGCAACUAGGCAUGAUUCAAGACCAAGAGAAGGAAGUAAAUAAAGUUCUUAACGGGAACCUCGUUCAACUUACCAGUCAUGUCCCAUGAAGAAGAAAGGGAAUAGAAACGUGUGACUUUUUAAAGCACAGAGACACUACCCACUAGCAAACAUGAACCAAUCAAUGUUACAAAUCAGAUUCUAUAGGAUCUGAUGUUCUUUUUGUUUAUGCCAAACAGGUAAACAGGAAUAAACAUAAAUGGGAGAAGAAAAUCAAACCUUUGUGGCUGAAUUUAUCUUCCUGGGCCUUUCACAGGACUUGCAGACCCAAAUCCUGCUAUUUAUCCUUUUUCUCAUUGUUUAUCUAUUGACUGUGCUUGGAAACCAGCUCAUCAUCAUUUUCAUCCAUAUGGAUUCUCGACUUCAACCCUCGUACUUUUUUCUUAGCAAUCUCUCUUUUGCAGAUCUCUGUUUCUCUACUAGCACUGUCCCUCAAAUGUUGAUCCACCUCCUGGUAAAGAAAAAGACCAUUUCUUUUUUUGGGUGUAUGACACAGAUAAUUGUCUUCCUUCUGGUUGGGUGUACAGAGUGUGCACUACUGGCAGUGAUGUCCUAUGACCGGUAUGUAGCUGUCUGCAAGCCUCUGCACUACUCCACCAUCAUGACUCAGGAGGUGUGUCUCCAGUUGGCCAUUGGGUCCUGGGCUAGUGGAGCUCUAGAGUCUCUGGUGGAUACCACUUUUACUUUCCAUCUUCCCUAUCAGGGACAGAACAUAAUCAAUCACUAUUUUUGUGAACCUCCUGCCCUUUUGAAGCUGGCUUCCGCAGACACUUACAGCACAGAAAUGGCCAUCUUUGCAAUGGGUGUGGUAAUCCUUCUAGCUCCUGUCUCCCUUAUCCUUGUCUCUUACUGGAAUAUUAUUUCCACUGUACUCCAGAUGCAGUCUGGAGAGGGGAGACUCAAGGCUUUCUCUACAUGUGGCUCCCACCUCAUUGUUGUUGUCCUUUUCUACGGAUCAGGAAUAUUUACCUACAUGCAACCAAACUCCAAGACCACAAAAGAGUGGGAUAAGACGAUAUCUGUGUUCUAUACGGUGGUAACUCCAAUGCUGAAUCCCAUAAUUUACAGCCUGAGGAACAAGGAUGUCAAAGGGGCUCUCAGAAAAUUAGCUGGAAAAAAGCCUUUUUCUCAGAGGUGAUGACCUCUGGGUCUGACUUUUAGAUAUAUGGUAACAUCCUUAAAUGAGGAAUAGGAUUUCUCUAGGCAGUUAUGAAUUGGGUCAUUUCAAGAAGCAGCAGAAAAAUGAAAGAGAUGUUCUAGAAACUGAAACCUUCACUCUAACUGGAACCUAAAGAAGAAGUAAACAUGAAAUGUUACAUUAUUUCUGAUUAUGAAAGGUCUCAAGUAUUAACUUGAGGAGUUUUUGGUUAAUACAGCUGCCACGGUGCUAUGCAUUUAAUUAUGUCCCCCAAAAAUACAUGUUGAAGUCUUAACCCUAAACCUAUGAAUGUGAUCCUUCUUGGAAAUAAGUUUUUAUUGUUAUGUUAAUGAGGUCAUACUGAAGUAAGGUGUCCUACACCUAAUCCUUCUGAGUGAGUACAGACACAGAGAGACAGACACUUAGCGGGAGACGCUAUGUGAUGACGGAGGCCGAUGCAGCUGUAAGCAGCAAAGAAAUGCCAAAGAUUGCCAGCAGUCACCAGAA
This is a messenger RNA of Trichechus manatus latirostris (Florida manatee), 2306 nucleotides long. Its product is annotated as olfactory receptor 2D3. Gene Ontology annotation, molecular function: olfactory receptor activity; G protein-coupled receptor activity. Gene Ontology annotation, cellular component: plasma membrane. Gene Ontology annotation, biological process: G protein-coupled receptor signaling pathway; detection of chemical stimulus involved in sensory perception of smell. NCBI's taxonomy places the organism in Eukaryota, Metazoa, Chordata, Mammalia, Sirenia, Trichechidae. The record is from RefSeq and is a predicted model, not a curated record.